AUGGAACCUGCGUCCACACAAGAUGCUGCUGCCACAGUGGAGCAGGACACCAAUGAGGAAAGCCUAGAAGAUUGGGACUCUACCAGGAACCUGCUAAUUCCCACCUCUGCUAUCCCAUGGCCAGCAGAGUACACAGAUUCUAUCCUUGGGGAUGAAAAUUCUUCUGGAGUAGACCCCACCCUGGAAUCCACCGAGUCCAAUGGUAACCAGGAUGGAAACUGCAGUUCAGAUAAGGACUGGAGCUCCAUUUACCCUGACACUGAAGGAACACAAGACACAUCUUUCAAUCCGCACCUCCUACUUGUCCCUCCCUUGUUCGUGAUCCUCCAUGCAGAUUGGAACACGGCAGUGGCUGAAUGGGGACUGGCUUGGGACCUCCACGUUUAUGGAUUAGGGUCACUCUUUGGCCUUGUAACAGUCAUAUCUGCACUUGGUAUCCUCUGUCUUCCCUUCAGAUCUCCACCAGGCCUUGGUUAUUUCAUGGUCCUCAAUGGAUUGCUUUUUCUGACAAGCUCAAUAAGAACUUUUAUCUUCCUUUAUGAUGCCUACUGUUUCCAGCAUAAAUUACCUACGAUUGUUGCCUUACUUCUCUAUGAUUUGGUCUUCCCUUGCCUUACUUCUGCUUUUGGAGUCAUAAUCCUAGUUCUGACACUGAAGUCUGGGACGCAAGCAAUGGCAUCAAGAUUCCAGCGUUCAUGCUUCCUAACUACAAUUGUCUUUCUCCACUUCACACUCACUGUGAGCACAAUUCUGGUCAUCACUCUGCUAAAUCAAGCUCCAUUCCUCCUCUUCGUAUCACACGGUAUCUUUGUGGUUUUGGUGACUAUUUUGUCUAUCCUAUAUUUCACAUUUUACUGUCAUGCACGCAUGGUUGGCAUGCAGGUCUACAGUAUGAAGACUUCAACACCUACCCUGGAGACUUUGAACACCGGGCCCUUCAGAGACACAGAGCAUUGGGGAAGAGUGGCCAAGUUGGCCAUUUGGACUGCAGUGUUCGGCUUGACCUGCGCUGCCUUGCAGUUAUAUGCUAUUUUGUACCGGCUAGGCUUGGCCGGAGACCAUGUUUCCCAGCCUUGGCCUUGGUGGAUUUUCCAUUUUGGUACCAGUUUGUGUGAGGUGGCGAUGUGCCUCACUAUGUCUCUUAUUGGUAUCUAUCCAUUGUUUUGCAUUCCUAAAACUCCAAACCAUAACCGUUGGACAAAAAUGUUCUGCCUUUCUCCAACUCAUGCAUCCAUGAAAGCCCCUAUACUUUCAAAUGCCUAUCAAUGGUCAGCUUCCCACCAGGAGAAGCCAUUGAGCUGUGAUGCGAUUGUCCGAAAUGAAUCAGAAUGCCUUCCCCUCUACACCAUGUCUGACAACCAAUUGAGCAGUGGUGAGGAGAUCAACCUGAUCUAUCACAACAGUGAGACCAGUGAAGUAAAAAACCUGGACUUCCAUUUAAAACAUGGAGGAUCCUCCAGGACCUCCUCCUUCAUCAGUGUUCAAAUGGACAGUGAUUCCACUGUUGAUCUAAGACCCCCUUCACCUAUUAACUUAGGACGUAGUAUAGACGAGGCUCUUUUCAGCGAGGCCCUCAUUCCUGAAAGUCUCUUUCAUUGGUCAAGACUACACAGUUCCAGUAAUAUGUCGCUCUGUGGGAACAGAUCUAUGCCAAGCAGCAGUGAAGUCUUCAAGGAGAAUGCAGCUGACAGAGGAUUGUAUCGGACAUCAUCUUGUGCUGGGAUGGAGAGAACAGAGGUUGGCAGGGGUAUCACCAGCACCUUCAAGAAGCUCAACAUGAUGCAAGCUUUGUCUUCAGAAAGAUGGGAGGACAGUUCUGCAAGCUCUGUCUGCAGAGCAUCACAAGAUGGAUCCUCAUUGGUGCUUUGCUCCAGCCCUGAGCGGUGGGGCUUCUCAACUAUUGGUUCCGAGCAUAAAUCUUUCAGGAACUCCUCUCAAACAAGCCUUCAUGGUAUUCCCCAGUUAUCGAGACAGUAUCGGGCUCUGUCUUCUCCAGAGACCAUGGACAAUAAUGAUCCCCCGGAUUCCACAACGCAGGCUGAGUUCAUGAAGAUCUGCAGGCAAAUUGACCAGCUGAGUAUUAGCAGCGACACGAUAGAAUUGUGA
Molecule: messenger RNA, 2106 nt
Organism: Carcharodon carcharias (great white shark)
Lineage: Eukaryota; Metazoa; Chordata; Chondrichthyes; Lamniformes; Lamnidae
Product: proline-rich transmembrane protein 4-like
Exons: 2
Coding region: 1-2106 (701 amino acids)
Source: RefSeq, a predicted model, not a curated record